AAUAGAGAGCAAUGAACCCACCUUGACGGACAUCACAAUUGUGAACCACGACUUUGAACCACCCUGUACAAGUUGUAAACCUUCGUUAGGCCAACGUUACCGGGCACAUAACCACAGCCUAGUGGACUGUACAUAACCUAAAAAUUUUAAAUUUCUUUGUGGUCGUUGAUUUUUGAAAUGCUAAAACGUUAGAAAUGGAUAGACAAAACCAGGAUGUAUUUUGUGAGGAACUUUCAGAUCUCUUUAAUGACCACGUAUUCGAAAUGCACAACUCUGAAGACAACCAAAACUCUCUUACUGCAUUAAUUAGCUCUUUCACAACCCACACAAACGUCGAGGAACGGCUUAAAAUCGCACAAACUUUGAUUCAUCAACAUUUACCAUCAAUUUCUAUAAUUAUUGUGGACGAACAACUGUUGAAACAUUUAAUUCCAGUUCUGAAAGAUAUUUACGCUAACCUAGUGAAAGACGUACAAGCAGUCGCAGUUAGCAAUGAAAUCAUUUCAGAUAAACUACACGUUCUGCAAAAUUCUUUGCAGAUGUGUAUCACAGUUCUUAAAAUGUUGGGCGACAUUCUCGAUUGCCUACUGAAAACUAAGCAAUUUGCGUUGUGCGAUGUGAGAAGCGUGCCUCUGAAUACCAUUGAAAUGUUGCUGGUCACAUUUCGCCAUUGCAAAGAUAGUAACACAUUGUAUGGAGGCUACAGUCAUAAACUUACGGAACUUUUAACCAUUUUUAAACUUGCCGAUAACGUUCACAAAAAAUUGUUUGCAUUAUUUGAGAUCGUUGCAGAUGCGUCCGACGAGGGGGUACUGCUGCAAGAAGUUCUAAAAUUUUUGGUCGAAAUGGGCGAGAUACUUGCGUGUAUCAAUGUAAAGGUGAACGCUUUCAACUGGAAGUGCUACAUGUCGAUUGCGCAGAAAUUUUCUCACAUAUUAAAUAAGGAGUCAUUUUCUAUUAGGCAACCGUUACUAACGCUGGUAAACGAAAUUUUAAAUAAUCUCAAGCUGAUGAAAAAGGAUAAUGCCCAGAAUCGCAUUAGGCUCUGCAAUUUCAAUUUCAAAGUUAUUUCAAAGCUCUGCGAGCUCUUUGGGACGAACACACAAGAACACUGCCCGAUAAUUUACGACUUAUUGCACACAUGUUACAGGUAUUAUCCUCCAUUACUUGUGUUAGAGGAGUAUCAAGAGGAUGUCAUUUGUGUAGUUGAUUCCUUGAUAUUCUCACAAGUCGCCGAUUUGCUGAGAGACUUGUGUUUGCAACCCUGCUUUUAUCAGAUACUAGAAAAAGUGCAACCGGUUGCUCAAAAUACGCUGGUAUUUUAUGCUAUCACUUUUAAAGUGAUGUCGUCCUUGUUAUCCUCACAUCCUGAAAUUAUUACAUUUGGGAGGGUUUCUGCAAUGAUUGGUGCGUUCUUCGCUAUGCUCGAAAGAGGGCAUUCCGAAUUUUGGGAUGUUAUUAUUGCUACGGCUGAUAACAAGAACAGUUUGUAUGAUGAUUCUGUAGUGAAUUUGGCUGAUAUUAUUUGUGUGUUAAAUGAGGAAGAGUUCAAUCGAGUGGAGCAAAUCCUUUUUCAGGCUAUUUUUGUGGAGUGUCCCUGGUGCUCUUUAUUAGCUGUUGACAUAUGGAACAUGGUCUUAAGGAAAGAAAAUCUUCAAUUGAGUUACGAAACGAUCUGUAAUGUUAUCGACCAGACAAAGUGUCUUUUAGCAAACGAACACUUGAAUCAGCCUCAACUGAUUUUUCUAAAAAAUUUCCUACAAAGAGCAUUCGACAAUUUAUCACCGAACUAUAGAGCGAUGCUACUUGAUAAAUAUCCCCUCCAUAGUAACCUGCACGUGUGGAAGGUGUUCAGGUUUGAGCAUCUCCCGAAAACGGAACUUGUGGGUAUCGCUGCGGAAAUAAUCAACGUCGUGCAUAAGACCAACAGUUUGAUCGCUGGUAACUGUAAUUCGGAAGAAUUUCAAAUUCUGUGUACUGGGCUUGAUACUGUUUCGUACAUUCGGGAGCAUUCGGAAAUUGACACUUCACACCUGAUAUUGGCUCUCUUUAACUUGUGGAAGUGGGUAGUCAAUAAUCAGCUGAAUGAAGUGCAGUUAUUUAAAUACUUCCUUCAAAAGUUGAUUUCGGCAACCAGCAACUUCCUCCCCCACUUUAGCAUUGACAAAUUGCUUGCGAUACUAAAUGCCGUAAAUGAUCUUUUAACCGCAAAUGUAAACGUUCAAAUUUCAACCACAUCACUGCUAAGCACCCUAACGAAGGGAUCGUUAAAUUCGUCACUCGAUCGAAAGCAAGUUUUGACCACGGUUUCCAAAGCAUUCCACAAAUUGCUCACGCACAAAAAUCCGAUUAUUAAUCAAAACGCGUUGGAGGUUUUUCUACAGUUCAGCGAUAAUUGUCAACGCAAUGCCAUGCUGCACGGGGCGAUUAAAGGUGGCGCCGUAGAAAAAAGAAUUUCAAACUUUAUUAAUAACCAAAUAGAAUUGGGACCCUUAAAUACAAGGGAGUAUUUCAAAAUGCAAAACAAGUACCAAUAUGUCCACAGCUGUAAUGCUUCAACCGCUCCUUCCGAGUCAGAGGCUGGCAGAGAAUUAGAGACUGUAGUCAAAAGAAUUAAGAUGAACGUGGAGCUGUUUCACAAGUUAACGAAUCGAACGGGCGAGGCAGACGAGAAUCUAGCCAAGAUUAUGACAAUUUUAAAUGCUUAAUGUUUGUUGUGUUAAAAAAAAAUUAUUAUAUUUUUUUUUGUGU
Messenger RNA from Photinus pyralis (common eastern firefly), 2751 nucleotides. RefSeq lists its product as uncharacterized. NCBI's taxonomy places the organism in Eukaryota, Metazoa, Arthropoda, Insecta, Coleoptera, Lampyridae. Bases 195 to 2708 code for a protein of 837 amino acids. The record is from RefSeq and is a predicted model, not a curated record. The transcript has 13 exons.